CCCCUUGGCAGGCUUCGGCGCUUCCCAAACCGCUCUUGGAUUCCCACUUCGGGCUUUGUUCCAGGCCUCGUCACCCCGCAGGAAGUGCAUGCAGUCCGUGGCCGUCGAGGAUGGACAAGGAUCUUGGUUGAUAUGAUGCCAUGCAUCGAGAGACCGCGAUCGGCGUUUCGUGCCAGAAAUCUUAUAUGUUGGAACAUGGCCGGUCGUCGAAGCGUCGAGCUGAGAUCUAGUCCUUGAGUUUUAUCGCGAAGAUGGCUGGAUACCGCCUUGGAGUUGACGUUGGUGGCACAUUUACCGAUGUGUGCAUCAUCACGCCAGAUGGCAAAACUGUGCGCGCAAAAACGUUGACCAAUACGUCUGAUCAAAGUAUCGGAGUUCGAGAAGGCGUGGACAAGGCUCGGAAGAUUCUCGAGGCCGAGUACAACUUCCCUAAGGAUGGGAAGUUCGACUACAUCCACCACGGAACCACCACCGCGACCAAUGCCGUCCUCGAAGGCAAAGGCGCAAAAGCCGGCCUAGUCGUCACCGCUGGACACAAGGAUAUCCUCACCGUGAGGCGCUCACAGAUCCCAGGUGGACUCGGUGCUUGGAUCAACUAUCAACAGCCCGAGCCCAUCGUGCCUCUAGAGCGAACCGUAGAGGCUGUCGAGCGUGUGACGAUUGGUGGCGAGGUCUUCAAGCCUUUAGACGAGAAAGCGUUCCGUGAAAGCCUUGCAGAUCUGAAGCGCCAGAAGCCAGAGGCCGUCGCUAUCAGCUUGCUCAACUCCUUCAGCAACAACAUCCACGAGAACAAGAUUCGAGAAAUCAUACACGAUGAGUUUGGUCCUGACGUCGAGGUGGUCACAAGCACAGAUGUGCUCCCUGAGAUUCAAGAGUACGAGCGAACGGUCACGACAACGGCGAAUGCCGUCGUAAAACCGGUAGUCAAGCGAUACAUGAAAAAUCUACAGACCAUGCUCGCUGCUGACACAGAUGUCCUUCGAAUUCUAAAGUCCGACGGCGAUUUGACGUCCGUCAACAUUGCUGGAGAGCUUCCGGUCAACAUCCUGAUGUCUGGCCCGGCUGGUGGCGUUAGAGGCGUGUCACACCUGGUUGCGAACAACACUCCAUACAAGAAUCUAAUUACGCUUGACAUGGGCGGCACUUCAACGGACUGUGCGCUGUUGAACAACUCAGCCACCGUGAUUCGCAGAGAAACCCAUGUCGGUCCUCUUACGGUACGGGCUCCUUCCGUCGAUGUCCGUACUGUCGGCGCCGGAGGAGGCUCUAUCGCAGUAUACAAUGAUUUCACGAAGCAGCUUCGAGUCGGACCAGAGUCCAGCGGAGCGAAUCCUGGUCCGGCUGCGUAUGGAAAAGGUGGCAAGCAACCUACGGUCACCGACGCCAACCUGGUCAUGGGUCGACUCCCAUCUGAACUUCUUGGUGGCUCCUUCAAACUAGACGUCGAUGCGUCCACCAAGGCUGUGGAGUCCAUUGCAAACCAGAUGGGCAUGAACGUGUACGAUGCGGCUGAAGGUAUCAUCGACCUUGUAAACGAGUCGAUGCACGGCGCACUGCGUCUCGUAUCCGUUGAGCAAGGUUUUGAUCCUAGAGACUUUGCUCUGACUGUCUUCGGUGGUGCUGGCCCAAUGCACGGGAAUGCUUUGGGAAAGCUACUGGGUGCAUGGCCCGUCAUCAUUCCUCCCUCGCCAGGUAUUCUGUGUGCUCAAGGUGAUGCCACUACAAAGAUGAGCCACGAGGCAAGCUGCACAUACAUCAGGCUCUUCUCUGACAUUACUACGGAAGACCUUGGUAGCUCUCUUUCGGAACUGAAGGAGGCCUGCAUGAAAACCAUGAAAGAAGCCUUGCCAAACUCCGACAUACCUCUCAAGGUCUUGUAUCAGAGCGACAUGCGCUACAAGGGUCAGGCCAUGACUCUCACGGUGGACUUCUCCGAAGAGGAGCUCGGAGACACUAGCACGCUGUUGCAAACGCUGCGCAAAAAGUUCGGCGGAAUGCAUGAACAGCAGUUCGGUUUCUCGCUCGAAACCGCCGAGCUUGAAACGAUGCGACUACGCGCCAAGGUUAUCGACGGCUCCGAAGAAGUGGCGAUCAAGGCGAUCGAGGAGGCGUCCAGCAGCGAGCCGCCAGCCGACGCGGUGAUGAACAAGCAAAACAUCUACUACGAGGGAAAGCACGUCGAGGCCACGUUCUGGGAUCGCAGCAAGAUCACAAAGAAGGGUAUCAAGAUACAAGGCCCCGCGGUCAUCACCGAGAUGGACUCGAACACGCUCAUCUUGCCGGGCUAUUACGCUGAGGUCGACUCGAUGGGCAAUCUGCUCAUCUGGCCCGUGGACAAGAAGACGGAAGAGAAGGUGCAGCACACAGCAGAGUCGGCUAAGAAGCUGAUCCAAGAGUCGCCUUUGAUUCCAACACUGAUCUCGUCGGCGCUGGGCUCCAUCCGCCGAGAGAUGGACACCUUGAUGCUUCGUUGCGCCAUGUCUCCGGCGAUUCGUGAACAGCAGGACGAGUUCAACGUCAUUACCAAUACCCGGGGCCAGAUGCUGGUUGGCCAGUUCGGCUCGUUCAUCACGCAAUUCCUCAACGGCUGGAAGGGCACGAUCGAAGAGGGAGACAUCUUUGUCACCAACGACGUCUACCAGAUCGACGGGGCAGUCUCUCAUCUGAACGACGUCAUCAUCCUGCUGCCGAUUCAUUAUCAGCACAAGCUCAUCGGCUGGGCCGCUAACUUCGGCCAUCUCACGGACGUGCAGGGCAAGGUGCCCGGCAGCAUGAGCAUCAACGCCACCACCAUUUUCGAGGACGGGCUCCAGAUCCCCAUCGUCAAGCUGUACGAGAAGGGCGUGCACAACAAGGGCCUAAUGGACCUGUUCUGCCGCAAUUCGCGCCAGCCGGACUGGUUCCAGAGCGACGUCAUCGCGCUGGUGGCCGCGUGCAAGACGGCGGCGGCGCGCGUUUGCGAGCUUUGCGAUCGUUAUGGCUACGAGGUCUACCAGGCCGCCACGGACGACUUGCUCGCGCAGAACCGCGCGGCAAUCAAGACGAUCAUAGACGAAAAGAUUGGCAACGAGGCAUCCACGUUCACUGAUUUCAUCGACGACGACGGCAACGGUGUCGGUCCGUACGGCAUAACGUGCACGAUGCAGAAGAAGGGCGAAAAGCUCGUCUUCGACUGGACCGGCACGUCUCCACAAUCCAACACCAGCAUGAACUAUUAUCUCUCCAUCACCAUGUUCAAGAUGUUCAUAGGGUACUAUCUGCUUGCCGUGUACGAUCCGCACUGCGUCGUGAACGACGGCUUUCACGACCUGCUGGAAAUUAUCAUCCCCGAAGGCACCAUCCUGCGACCCGUCCGCCCCGCCGCCGUAAGCUGCCGCACCCAUCUGCUGGGCCGCGUCAUGGACGUGAUGCAGGCGCUCUUCGGUCAGCGCAACCCGGCGUACCGCUGCGCGGCCGGCUUCUCGGACUCGCCUCACUUGUUCUACUCCGGCUUCAAGCCGGACGGCGAGUGGUUCCUGCUGUACCAGAUCGGCUUCGGCGGCGUGCCGGCACGCCCGAUCGGCGACGGGCCGGACUGCCACUGCCUGUUCCCCUGCAUCAAGUCCGUCCCGACCGAGAACAUCGAGCUGUACUUCCCGCUCAUCAUCGAGGCCAACGAGGCCAUCCCGGACUCGGGCGGCGCCGGCUACUUCCGCGGAGGCAACGCCCAGCGCACCCUGUACCGCUUCUUGUCCGAAGGCGAGGUCAGCAUCCACGACGACCGCUGGUUCAUCAAGCCGUGGGGCGUCAACGGCGGCAAGCCCGGCUCGCUGUCUCGCAAAGCGCUCUGGAGAGGCGACAGCUUCGGCAAAGAAGGCGCGGUGCCCGAGCUCCUCCCCAGCAAGUGCGACCACGUCCGCGUCAAGCCCGGCGACGUCCUCGAGUGGUGCACGUGGGGCGGCGGAGGCCUAGGGGACCCCCUCACCCGACCGGCCGAGAUCGUCGCCGCAGAGGUCCAUCGCAAGCUGGUGACCUUCGAAGGCGCCGCCAAGAACUACGGCGUCGUCGUCCGCCCGAGCGACUUCUCUGUCAACGUCGGCGCAACCGAAGAGCUCAGGGAGAAGAUGCGCGGCAGCAGGGACCCGGCCGCGUGGGAAGACGCGAAGACGGGUUACAACCGCGGCGGUUCGUUCAAGGAGUGGCUUGCGUCGUGCGAGAGGGAGACGGGCAUGAAGGCGCCAAAGCCGCAAUGGGAGCAGCCGCUCUAUGGCCCCCAUGUCGCGCUGCCUUAUGUCAAGGAGUGGUACAAGAAGAUGAAGGAAACAGGCGGCUGGGUCCUAGAUGACGCAGGGAAGCUCUAAGACCGCGCGCUCUGUGCGAGCGGUUCACGCUCAAGGAGAUUUAGCAGUGCCUCAGGCGAUUUUAAUCACUUUGAAAUGAUCGAAUUCAAAGAUUUUCACAAAGC
Molecule: messenger RNA, 4444 nt
Organism: Verruconis gallopava
Lineage: Eukaryota; Fungi; Ascomycota; Dothideomycetes; Venturiales; Sympoventuriaceae
Exons: 5
Coding region: 252-4340 (1362 amino acids)
Biological process (GO): glutathione metabolic process
Cellular component (GO): cytosol
Molecular function (GO): 5-oxoprolinase (ATP-hydrolyzing) activity
Source: RefSeq, a predicted model, not a curated record